CCGAUCAGAGAUCCGAUUAGUUGUCGUAAACACCCUGUGCUUCUGGAUGCACCCAAUAUUGGAACAUAACCUCCGGUUCCACCCGUAUUGGCACAUGCUGGUAUUCUUUAUUCAAUGAUCCAAGGUCCAAGCAGUUUUGUGAAAUGAUAAAAAGAGGCAAAACACUGACAUACCGCUUUCAAGUUCCUCUCUGUACGGGCCACGGACUUUAAAGGCCUUUAAACUGGAUCCACAAUAGGUGUAAUAAGCUUUGAGCCAUAAAAAAUUAAUCAAUCAUAUUCAAUUAGUCUUCUUACAUUCAACUGUGAUUGGUCAAUAUCUUACGGCUUAAGGUUUACUACACCUAUUGUGGGUCAAAGGUUAGAUUACAUCAUGGAGUGACUCAAAACCGCUGUAAGAGCGGUAGUUGUAAUUUUCAAAUUUUUAGUAUCAUAAAAAUGUUUUUAACUGUCCAUAAAUCCAUUUCACCUGACUUCAUCAUGAAAUAAUUUCACUGAAAAUGUAUUAGGAUUUAAAAAAACCCUCGAGGUCAAUUUUAUAAUUAUAAGAGAAAAAAGAGGUUAUGCUGCACAUGUGAGCUAUUAAUCUGUCUGCAGUAGCUCUUUACGUACAUACUCUUUGCUAAAAAAAUGUCGAAUGAAAAGCCGUGUCGUGCUUGCACGGACUUUAGGACUUGGGCGAAACGUCAGAAAGAAGCCUAUGACUCAGAGAAGGAAGCACAGAAAAAACAAAACCAAACUUUAAUUAGCAAUAAUGGUACUCGAGACAAUUGCCCUUUAGACAAAGAUGAAUUAGGUUCAAAGUCUUGGGCCUUUUUACACACUAUGGCUGCAUACUAUCCAGAUAAACCAAGUGAAGAACAGAAGGCGGACAUGAACAAUUUCUUUCACAUAUUUUCCAAAUUUUAUCCUUGCAACAUAUGUGCAAAGGAUUUGCAGGAACAAUUAAAAUAUUCACCACCAGAGACUGACUCUCAGGAAAAAUUGAGUCAAUGGCUAUGCAAACUCCAUAAUGAGGUAAACACGAAGCUUGGAAAACCAGAAUUUGAUUGUAAAUUAGUGAAUCAAAGAUGGAGAGAUGGCUGGCUGGAUGGAUCUUGUGAUUGACGAUAAAUAAUAAUAGUAUUUUCUAAUGUACGAUGGGACCUGAAUAUAAGUAUGGAUUAUUGUAGA
Molecule: messenger RNA, 1172 nt
Organism: Camponotus floridanus (Florida carpenter ant)
Lineage: Eukaryota; Metazoa; Arthropoda; Insecta; Hymenoptera; Formicidae
Gene: Alr
Product: FAD-linked sulfhydryl oxidase ALR
Exons: 2
Coding region: 630-1106 (158 amino acids)
Cellular component (GO): mitochondrion
Molecular function (GO): flavin adenine dinucleotide binding; flavin-dependent sulfhydryl oxidase activity
Source: RefSeq, a predicted model, not a curated record